Messenger RNA from Malania oleifera, 1893 nucleotides. Its product is annotated as 25S rRNA (cytosine-C(5))-methyltransferase NSUN5. The record is from RefSeq and is a predicted model, not a curated record. Bases 111 to 1637 code for a protein of 508 amino acids. Gene Ontology annotation, biological process: rRNA base methylation. The transcript is spliced from 13 exons. Lineage: Eukaryota; Viridiplantae; Streptophyta; Magnoliopsida; Santalales; Ximeniaceae. Gene Ontology annotation, cellular component: nucleolus. Gene Ontology annotation, molecular function: methyltransferase activity.
ACUGCUCAAGUCCGAAUCUGCCCACCCGACCCGUCACCGUCGCCCCCAAAUUUCCUCGACUCUUCCUCUCCGUGCUGCCACCGUUCUGCUGCUGCCUGCGACCGUGGGCAAUGGGGCGUUCUGCACGCAGAACCGGAGCCGCCCAGAAGGCCGGCGGUCGGCGGCUGAGCAACGCCGAACGCUCGGCCUUUUUCGCCCGCAGAGAGGCGGCGAAGGUGUUGAAGCGCGUUCUCCAAGGAGACGCUCGGCGCCGGGCCGUCGGUUCCAUCAAAUCCCUAGUCUAUAGCCCCUCCGUCAGAAACAAAAAGGCCACCUUCGCCCUUGUCUGCCAAACCCUCAAGCAUUUUUUUAUCAUUAAGGAUGUCUUGGAGUAUGCCAAUGUGUUGAAUGGGAAGUGGAAGAGGGAAAAGGAACUGAUGUACAUUAUCACCUAUGACAUUCUUUUUGGCCAGGAAAUUUCAUUGAUUGGUGACCCAGAAGAAUUUCUCAUGCUCAGGAAAGAUGCUCUACAGAUAGCUCUGGCUCGUCUUUUAGUGAGCAAAAGUGUUAAACGGGUUGAAGACUUGAUGGCUUCUUGCCGUUUUCCUGAUGGUUCAAGACCUCGUUAUGUUCGUGUAAAUACUCUGAAAUUAGAUGUUGAGUCUGCCUUACGUGAAUUAGGGAAAGAACACAAGGUUCAAAAGGACGACAUGGUUCCUGACUUGUUGAUACUCCCACCAGGUAUUGAUUUGCACGAUCAUCCUCUGGUCAUAAAUGGAAGCAUCUUUAUGCAGGGCAAGGCAAGCUCCAUGGUGGCAGUAGCCCUGGGGCCCAAACCUGGGUGGGAGGUUCUUGAUGCAUGUGCUGCUCCAGGAAACAAAACUGCACACCUUGCUGCUCUUAUGGAAGGAAAAGGAAAGAUUAUAGCAUGUGAAUUAAACAAGGAAAGGGUUAAGCGUUUAGAUGACACUGUUCAACUUUCUGGGGCUGACAAUGUGGUCAUUUUGCACGGAGACUUCUUGAACUUAAACCCAGAGGACCCUUUGUACUCAAAGGUUCGUGCUAUUCUCUUAGAUCCUUCCUGCUCUGGUUCUGGCACUGCUGCAGAAAGACUCGACCAUUUGCUUCCCUCUUAUGCGGCUGCAGGCCAGUCUGCUGGCAUUGCCGGAACAGAUAGGCUCAAGAAGCUUGCGGCAUUUCAAAAGAAGACACUGGCACAUGCAUUAUCUUUUCCUGCAGUCGAGAGAGUUGUCUACAGCACUUGCUCCAUCCACCAAACUGAGAAUGAAGAUGUCAUAAAAUCGGUUUUGCCCAUUGCUGCAUCCCAUGGUUUCCAAUUGGGAAUGCCCUUUCCCGGAUGGCCCCGGCGUGGUCUCCCUGUUCUUGAAGGCUCUGAGUAUUUACUUCGGACAGACCCAGUGGAGGACAAAGAGGGAUUCUUCAUUGCUCUUUUCGUUCGGAAGACGGAUUUUCCCAUGAAGAAUGCUGGGAAUGCCUUAGAGGUUGUCAGCGUGAAGAAAUCCACUGACAGAAGGAAAGCUGUGAGCAAGCAAAAUUUUGUCGUGCCCCGUCUUUCAACUAAAGUGUCCAAACUGUUGUUGUAUCCUCAACUCAAUUGGCAGAAGCUAACCAUAUGCAGAAGAAAUAGCACUCCAUAAUGGAAUGAAUCAUUAAUCCCUUUUUUUUUUUGUGGGAAACCCUAAAUUGAAAGAUGGAUGGUUAGACACUUCUUGACAAAUGUUAACUUCAUCCCCUAAGUUCUGCAUCUGUUUUAGAAGCCUUCUCAUUUUCAUCAACAUUUUUCAUUGUCGAAUGAAUUUGGGUUUUAGGUUUUGCUUUAAGCGUCAACUGUCGACGUGAGAAUAAAAUUCUCCUGCCCCUGAAGAGAAAUAAAACAGAGUAAUAUUUAUUUCA